GUCGCGUCUGGCCAUGCCCACCCUGCUCGCCGACGACACGCUCUGCCGCAACCACACGGCCAUCUACAGAAGCGAGCUCACCAGUUCCCUGUGGGCCUUCGCCAUGUUCGACGCCACCGGCAAGCUACCGGACGGGUUCCUGGUGGGGAACGUCAACGUAUUCGGCAAUUUCGACGAGUGCCUGGCCAUCGACGUGCACCUGGACCCGGCACGCUACCCGUACCUACCCGAGGCGGGGCUCCACUUUGUCGGCCGGUACGUGCCCGUGUCGGUGGCGCCCGUCGCAUCAGCCGCAACCUCGCAGCAGCUCCGCCUCGGCGGAGGACGGCACUGCUCGGCCGAGGACACACGUCUGGCUCUGCAGACGCUGCUGGGACCCAACGUGACUGUGGUCGAGCACGGCUCCAAGACGGCCGAGGACUCGGUGCAGCUGCAAGCCGCAGACGUGGUCGUCGUCACCAUCAUGGCGCUGGUCGGUGUGCUGAUGGUGGUCGGCACGGCGGUGGACGUGCACCACCGGCGGAGCGCGCGGCGCGCGGCGCGUCAGCUGCGCAUGACCCCGCUGACCGACAGCUGCAACCCCCGGCUGCCGCAGAUGCUGCUCGUCGACGGCGACAAGCCGGCGCCGCUGCUGCAGCGGAAGCCGUCUGCUCUGGGCACCACGCAGCAAGCGCUGGUCGCCUUCUCCGUGUACACCAACACAGAGAAGCUGAUGAACACGACGACCGGCGCGGGCACGCUCUCCUGUUUGCACGGCAUUCGCUUCCUGUCCAUGACGUGGGUAGUUCUGGGACACGCUGCCGGCGGGAUCGCGACCCACACACAGAACCUCCUAGUUGUCGUCGAUUGGUUUAAAGGACCUUGGUUUCAGGCGAUCGCAAAUGCCAUGCCAAGCGUGGACACGUUUUAUCUCUUGUCCGGGACGUUGCUGGCAUAUGGCUUCUGUGGCGCUUACGAGAAGAACAAGAAAUUCAACUUGCCGCUCUUCUAUAUACAUCGUUAUAUAAGACUAACUGUACCUUACGCCAUGGUAAUUGGAUUUACUGCCACUAUUUUUGUCUAUCUAGGGGAUGGACCUAUAUGGCAGUCUUCCACCGCACCUCAGCAAUCUUAUUGCAUUCACAACUGGUGGAAAAACCUUCUCUACAUUCAGAACUUCAUUGAUUUUGAGGAAACAUGCGUCCUACAGUCUUGGUACCUGGCCACUGACAUGCAGAUGUUUGUGUUCUCUCCUCUGGUCCUGCUUCCGCUGGUGUGGCGACCGCUGCUCGGCAUCAUUUGGCUAUGCGCUCUCAUUGUUGGCUUCCUGGCGCUUCGAGUGACAAUCUGGAGCGUCAAAGACCUGAACCCCACAUUUUUCACGCUCAGUAUCCUGCUGCACCGGCUGCGCGGCAGACAGGUGACGCUGCGGUGGUGGCAGUGGCUCCUCGGCUGGAUUGUCGCCUUCGCCAUCGGCAUCUCCGUCGUGUACGGCAUGACCGGCUAUCAGAUGCCCUGGGACCCGCAGCCGAGCAAGGCGGUGGCCGUGACCUACGGAGGUCUGCACCGGUUCGCCUGGGGCCUCGCCGUCUCCUGGGUCAUCUUCGCCUGCGUCACCGGCUACGGCGGGUUCGUCAACAUGCUUCUGUCCUACCCGGGCUUUAUUCCGCUCAGCCGCCUCACCUACGCCGGCUACUUGAUCCACAUCAACGUGCUGUUUGUGGCGGACGUCUCGAUGAAAGGCACGAUGUACGUCGAUGUGGUAAGGCUGGUGUACAGGCUCCUGGGCCACAUCAUCACGACGUUUGCAUUUGCUCUGCCGUUCUCCCUGGCUUUCGAAGCGCCCUUCAUGAACCUGGAGAAGAUGCUGUUCCGCUCAGAUAAGCCCAAGUCAGAGUUUAGCACGUAUCCUGUAUCGGCAGCCGAACACAAGCGAAACCAGUAG
This is a messenger RNA of Pollicipes pollicipes, 1924 nucleotides long. Its product is annotated as nose resistant to fluoxetine protein 6. The coding region runs from base 14 to 1924 and encodes 636 amino acids. NCBI's taxonomy places the organism in Eukaryota, Metazoa, Arthropoda, Thecostraca, Pollicipedomorpha, Pollicipedidae. The transcript is spliced from 4 exons. Gene Ontology annotation, molecular function: acyltransferase activity, transferring groups other than amino-acyl groups. The record is from RefSeq and is a predicted model, not a curated record.